AUGACCGGAACCUGCACUCUUCAUCAUUUUCAGCUGGUACAACCUGUCUUCCGAAGACUCGCCCCUCAGACCUCUCUUCUGCCGCACUGGGAAUAUGAGACAGCUCGCUCGACCAACGGAGUCAACCACGGACCAGAAGGAAACAGAUUAUUCCCUCAAAGGGUCGAUUCGGCUCCAAGCAAGCAAGUACGCUUAUCAUUCCCUCCCCCGGAUGGUCCUACCAGAUCCACAGCUACGGCCUCUGCAAGUGAUCCCCACACCCAGUACCGCCCCCCUUUGAGAUCACUCCCAGUCGACAUCAACCGAGUUCCUCCGACGUCAGCAAUCGACCCGUACCACACGCACAGCUCAUUCAUAAUUUCGCCUUCUCGAAGGGAUCGAAGUGCAAGUCAAUCUACCUUCCAUCCCUUCUCUAUGUCGACAAGCUCUUCUGCUCUACCUACUCCAGUGUCCCUCAAAUCUACGACUGGGGUUGAGCAGUUACUUGCUCAAGCCCACCAAAAGGUCGAUAAGCUCUCUAGGAAGGCUUUUUGGACCAACCAAGAAUUGGAAGUGGCACAAAGAGAAUUCAAAGCCCUCGAGGAUGCGGGAGAAGUUGUGAGAUUACGAAAUCAACUGCAAGAUGCGAACGAGGGAAUUGAUUCGCUGAAAAGCGACAUCACAGCUAAAAGUAUAGAAUUAAAUAGGCAUUGGUCAUCUAAUGCCCUAAUAUUGCAAAAUGAGUAUGUAGCGGAAAUGGAUAAGAAGGACGAAAGGAUCAAAUACCUUCAGGUAAAAGUUGGGAUAUUGGAAAAUCAGGUGGCGGAUCGGACUAACACAAUAGUUGGGUCUACCCACCCUCAAACUAGCGACAAAGCCAAGCCUUGUUUUGCUCCAGGGAGAGCACCCAGGGGUAUCUUGCGAAAGCCCACUCGAAUAGUGUGUCAAUCAGGAGGAUCUGCUCCCCGCCCCGCCAAGACCUCCUCAGAUGACCUUUUAGCGAUUCAAGAAGGACCUGCACAGACACGAGCUGUCCCAUCUCGGGAACCGUCCCAGAUCGUCAAUGGUAGUAAGAGGGUGGAAGGAUCCUCAAGAUGGAACCUCGAUCAUCCAUCGCAUUUGACCCAUGAUCCAAAUCCAGCUGAAGGUGACUGGUCCCGAAAGAGAAAAGCCCGACAAUUCCAGUGGUCUGCUAAUCAUCCUAGCUCAGAAGCUAGUCAGAGGAACCCCGAAGCAACUUAUUCCUUCGAUAUAUUCGACCAACUCCCUGAUCUCUGUGAUCUGGAUACGGAACGCGAUGUCGGGCCAGAAGAAGGAGAUGAAGUUCUGGUGAAUGGUAUCAAGAUGAAAUAUCUAGUGGAACCUGAAGCUGAGAAGAAGCCUCAUGGACUUGAUAAUAUCAACCGAGACAUUGAGGCCCAUGUCAAGGAAGACGCUGAUCCUCGAGACCCUAUCGAAGAAGACGUUCUAGGUAUCGAAGAGUGGGAUGGAUUCGGUGAGCAAGACUGGGAUGGGUUCGGGGUGCAAGAUCUUGAGGGAUACGGAGUAGCAGAUGACGAUGGGUUUGGUGUAGCAGACGAUGAUGGAUUUGGAGAGGUCGAUCUGGAAGGUUAUGGAUGUGAGGAAUACGAAGGAUUUGGAGUGGAAGAAGAUGAUGGGUUUCUCAUUGAGGAAGACGACGGACUGUUUGUGUGUUAG
This is a messenger RNA of Kwoniella botswanensis, 1677 nucleotides long. RefSeq lists its product as uncharacterized. The record is from RefSeq and is a predicted model, not a curated record. The transcript is spliced from 4 exons. The coding region runs from base 1 to 1677 and encodes 558 amino acids. NCBI's taxonomy places the organism in Eukaryota, Fungi, Basidiomycota, Tremellomycetes, Tremellales, Cryptococcaceae.